AUGAAAACGUCAAAGCCUUUAAUUAUUUUAUUUAUAUUAUGUUUAUUGUUUCAACUUACAAUAGGGCAAGAAUUACGUAAAAGAGUACCGCAAGAUCCCAAUCCCAAGCAAAAUCCCAAGCAAGCACCACCGCAAAAUCCCAAGCAAGCACCACCGCAAAAUCCCAAGCAAGCACCACCGGUAGAUCCCAAGCAAGCACCACCGGUGGAUCCCAAAGCCCCUGAAACUACCCCUACUCCUACUCCUACUUCAACUUUGCCAACUGCCGAUACUCAACCAGUAAGAAUAAAAAUGGUUAGUCCACCCGUUAGUAGCAACUUGCUAUUUAAAAUAGGAAAAGUACAAACAUUCAAUUGGACAUAUUCAUCACAAUUUGAUGCGGCUGUUGCACCAAAAAACCUUAAUAUGUUUGCCAAAUACAACGAUCAAAAAGGUUAUAACUUCACCGUUGCAGUGAAUCUUCCGCCUGAUACAACCUCUUUUGUAUGGGACACUUCCAAAGUUAAAAAUCCAGAAUUACCAGUUGGAACUUACACUUUGUAUAUAUGGGAUGAGAGAGGUCCACAACCAUCUUCUGUUGUAGGUGGCCAAUUACAACCUUAUUUUGAUUUACGUUUUAUGAUGUAUCAACCAAAACCACGCACUGAUUUAAAAGAUUAUACAUGUGCUGUAUGUGAUGGAAAUAAUCCAAUGACAAGAGCUGAACAAAACAAACCAUAUCUCCCAAUUGCUGUUUUGUCUGGAAUUUUGGUUGUAACGCUUCACGAAAGACGUCAUCGUAAAAUAAGAAGGUCUUCACAAAAACAACCAUCCUGGUUAAAACGCACCUUGUGGACAGAGCUUCCAAAGAAUCGAGAAAUGGUUUCCUUUGGAAGUAAAUCGAGGGUGGUUUCUACGCCACAAGGUGGUGUAAUUGAAUUCAAAAGAAUGUCGCGUAGAGAUCGUGACAAGUGGACUGAACAUAAAGGUUAA
Molecule: messenger RNA, 972 nt
Organism: Entrophospora candida
Lineage: Eukaryota; Fungi; Glomeromycota; Glomeromycetes; Entrophosporales; Entrophosporaceae
Source: the annotation of a GenBank genome assembly